AUGGGGAAUGAUAGUUCUCUUGCAACAGAAUUAGCUGAGAGCAUUACAGUGAGACCUACCAUUUUCCCAAGAGCUGGCUACGGAGUCCUGGCUUUUCUGAUGUUUCUGAAUGCUUUGUUUUCAAUAUUUAAUAAUUUCCUGGUUAUUGCUGUGACUCUCAAGAAUCCCCAGUUGCGCAAUCCCAUCAAUAUAUUCAUUUUCAACGUCUCCUUUUCAGAUCUCAUGAUGUCCCUUUGUGGAACCACUAUUGUCAUUGCAACAAACUACCAUGGGUAUUUCUUUCUGGGCCGAAAGUUCUGCACUUUUCAGGGAUUUGCAGUCAAUUAUUUUGGAAUUGUUUCUCUCUGGUCCCUGACAAUUUUAGCCUAUGAAAGAUACAAUGUGGUAUGCCAACCCCUGGGAACUCUCCAGAUGAGUACUAAGCGAGGUUACCAACUACUUGGCUUUAUCUGGAUUUUUUGUCUUUUCUGGGCUGUGGUCCCUCUCUUUGGCUGGAGUUCUUACGGUCCUGAAGGAGUCCAGACCUCAUGCUCUAUUGGCUGGGAAGAAAGAUCCUGGAGCAACUAUAGUUAUCUGAUUACAUACUUCCUGUCCUGCUUUUUCAUACCUGUUACGAUCAUUGGGUUUUCUUAUAGCAAUGUGAUCAGGUCAUUGCAUGGGCUAAAUAAGAAAGUUGAACAAAUGGGAGGAAAAUGUAACCCAGAGGAAGAGUUCCGAGCUGUAAUUAUGGUCCUUGUGAUGGUGGUGGCUUUUCUAAUCUGCUGGUUACCGUACACUAUCUUUGCUCUUACAGUUGUCUUUAAGCCAUCACUAAAUAUUUCACCUCUGGCUGCAACCAUCCCAACAUAUCUCUCAAAGACAAGUCCAGUAUACAACCCCAUCAUUUAUAUCUUCUUGAACAAACAGUUUCGUGACUGUGCGGUUGAAUUUAUCACUUGUGGCCAUGUUGUUCUGACAAACCCAGAAGAAGAAGAAGUUUCAACUUCAGCAGCUCCGGCUGAACGCAAAACACCAUCCAAGCUCAAUCGAGUGACUCCAGUCUGAAGGAGUUUCUCUGAAGCACCAUUUGUUGAAUUUAAUAACAUUAUGUACAAUUUGAACUGGAGAAAAAGAACAAUGUAUUUCAUCAUGUUUUUGGUAGUAUUAUUG
Molecule: messenger RNA, 1149 nt
Organism: Pogona vitticeps (central bearded dragon)
Lineage: Eukaryota; Metazoa; Chordata; Lepidosauria; Squamata; Agamidae
Product: pinopsin
Biological process (GO): G protein-coupled receptor signaling pathway; visual perception; phototransduction
Cellular component (GO): membrane
Molecular function (GO): G protein-coupled receptor activity
Source: RefSeq, a predicted model, not a curated record